Stomoxys calcitrans (stable fly) is the source of this 7376-nucleotide messenger RNA. It is a transcript of the gene msps, whose product is annotated as protein mini spindles. The coding region runs from base 504 to 6902 and encodes 2132 amino acids. The record is from RefSeq and is a predicted model, not a curated record. Lineage: Eukaryota; Metazoa; Arthropoda; Insecta; Diptera; Muscidae. Gene Ontology annotation, biological process: mitotic spindle organization; microtubule polymerization; centrosome duplication. Gene Ontology annotation, molecular function: microtubule plus-end binding; microtubule plus end polymerase activity. Gene Ontology annotation, cellular component: spindle pole; microtubule plus-end; kinetochore. The transcript has 17 exons.
CGUCUGGUGAUGAUUUCCAGAUAUCUUUUGUACUAGGCGAAGUGGCGAACUUACAUCGAUUAUUUUAAUAAAUUUAAAAUCGGCUUGCAUGCUCGCAUGCAUGUGUAAUUUGUUAAUUGUUGUAAAUCGUUAAAUGGACUUUCUUAUUGCGUUAAAAAGCUAAAAACAUCGCUGGCAGAUUAAGCGUUAAAGAACCGAUACUAGAGAAAAGGUGUGUGUGUCAUAAUUUUUCACAACUACCAAAUCAAGUAGCAAGCAAAAAAAAUUGGUGCAAGCAAAAAAAAGAAAAGAAACGGAUUAAGCUCUACUCUCGAAACAAAGUAGCGACUAUUAGAGAAAAAGUGUCGUGUGGGUGUAAGCACUACAUCAUAAUUUUUCACAACUACAAAUCAAGAAGCAAAAAAUUAGUGUAAAAACAAACGAGAAAACGUUGCGAAAAGUGAAUUUGUGCGGCACAUAAGUUUUGGUUUUGGCCAUCGGACCAGCAGAACUCGGACAACGACAUGGCAGAGGACACAGAGUACAAAAAGCUUCCGGUUGAUGAGCGUUGCGUUCACAAACUAUGGAAGGCUCGUGUGGAUGGCUAUGAGGAGGCAGCAAAGAUAUUUCGUGAAAUCGACGAUGAAAAGUCCCCAGAAUGGAUGAAGUUCCUGGGUCUAAUUAAGAAAAUGGUUGUCGACUCGAAUGCCAUGGCCCAGGAGAAAGGUCUUGAGGCUGCCCUAAUUUUUGUAGAAAAUUGCGGACAUGCUGGUAAAACGGUUGGAGAUGUUAUGUCUGGCAUAGUCCAGAAGUGUAUAGCCGCUCCCAAAACAAAAACGAAAGAUCUUUCAGUGCAGGUCACACUUAUGUACAUUGAGAUUGAAAAGCACGAGGCAGUUCUAGAGGAACUCAUUAAGGGAAUGGAGCACAAGAAUCCCAAAAUCAUAGCAGCUUGUGUUGCGGCCACAACAUUAGCCUUGAAAGAAUUCGGCAGUAAGGUGGUGAGCGUAAAGCCGCUCAUAAAGAAACUGGCUCCCCUAAUGAGCGAUCGCGACAAGAGUGUUCGAGAUGAAGGAAAACAGUUGGCCAUUGAAAUUUACAGAUGGAUUGGUGCGGCAAUGAAACAACAAAUAUCAACUCUUCCUCAAGUCACUAUCAAGGAAUUAGAAGAUGAGUUCGAUAAGCUCAAAGGCGAAAAGGCUGAGCCUACACGCUAUCUAAAGUCACAGCAGGAAAAGCAACAGCAAAUAUCCGCGGCUGCUGCUGAAAAUGAGGAUAAUGGCAAUGAUGAUGACGGCGAUGCUGGAGGUGAAGAAAUCGAUCCCAUGGAUCUGAUCGAUCCUGUUGAUAUCCUUUCAAAAAUGCCCAAAGACUUCUAUGACAAGUUGGAGGAGAAAAAAUGGACACUGCGAAAAGAAUCCCUAGAAGCUUUAGAGAAACUACUCACAGAUAAUCCCAAAUUGGAGAGCGGCGAUUAUGGGUCCGUAGUUACGGCCUUAAAGAAGGUUAUCACCAAGGAUUCGAAUGUGGUACUGGUAGCAAUGGCCGUCAAGUGUCUGGCCAUGCUGGCCAAGGGUCUGGGCAAGCGCUUCUCCCCAUAUGCAAUGGCCUGUAUUCCGUCGCUGCUGGAGAAAUUUAAGGAAAAGAAAUCAAAUGUCGUUUUGGCCUUACGCGAAGCUAUGGACGCUAUAUAUCCGUCAACAAAUCUGGAAGCCAUGCAGGAGCACAUCGUAGAAUCGUUGGGCAAUAAAAACCCCAGUGUGAAAUCGGAAACAGCAUCUUUCCUAGCCAGAGCCUUUUCUCGCACGCAACCUGCAGCGAUAAACAAAAAGCUAUUGAAGGUCUUAGUUGCUACGUUAAUAAAAACUUUGAAUGAAUCGGAUCCCACAGUUCGCGAUUGCUCAGCAGAAGCCAUUGGGACUCUAUUGAAAUUGAUGGGUGAGAAACAAGUGGGACCUUUCCUGGUGGAUGUUGAUGCAUUGAAAAUGGCCAAAAUUAAGGAAUGCCAAGAUAAAGCAGAAAUCAAAAUUAAAGUUGCCGGCGCAAAGAAAGAAAGACCCUCCACGGCUCCCACAUCGGCCCCUUCCAGUAGAGCAGCUUCGGCAACAGCCCCAAAGGGAGGUUCAAAUGAGCCCAAGCCAGUUAGUCGACCCGCAACUGCUGGCGCCAAAAAGGUCGUGGCGAAAAAGACUGGCGCAAUCGCGGGUGGUGGUGGCGGUGGUGGAGGCGCUCCCUUAUCAAAGAGUGCCAGCACUGCAAAAGUGUUGGCCACAGAGCGCGAAAUGGCACCCGAAGAAGUUCAGGGAAAGGCCGAAGAGCUUUUACCACCCAACAUACUUUCGGGACUAGUGGACUCUAAUUGGAAGAAUCGAUUGGCUGCAGUAGAAAGUCUGCUGCAGCAAAUUGGCGAUUUCGAUCCAAAAACACCUGGAUUGUCACAGGUUUUGGUGAGGACUAUUAGCGGCCGUAAACCUGGCUUGAAGGAAAUGAACUUUCAGGUUUUGAAAUUCAAAUUGGACAUAAUAAGAACGAUAGCAGAGACAUGUCCCAUCACCGCCACCACAAUCGAUGUUGUGGUAAAUGAAAUAACCGAAAAAUUGGCAGACGUCAAGAAUGGUCCGACUGCUGCUGACGUUCUCACGGCCUUUGCGGAAGCCACCAAGCUUGAAUACGUUGUGGGCAAAGUGCUUUCCUUCGCCUUCGAGCAAAAAUCUCCCAAAGUUCAGUCAGAAGCAAUAAACUGGGUCAAUAAGGCAAUUUUAGAGUUUGGCUUCCAAAUUCAACCAAAACUCUUGAUAGAAGAUGUGCGGAAAGCAGUGCAAAGUACCAACCCAACAGUUAGGACCGCAGCCAUUGGUUUAGUGGGCACCAUGUCCAUGUACAUGGGCAAUGCCUUGAUGAUGUUUUUCGAUAGCGAAAAACCUGCGCUUCGAUCACAAAUACAAGUAGAGUUUGACAAAAACGUGGGCGAAAAACCCCCCAAACCCAUCAGAGGGGUCAAGAAGGCUGGCGGUGCUUCGGCAGCUUCCGCCGAUGUAGGCGGCGAUACGGACGGAGCAGCCGAUGAAGAGGAGGAACAGGAACAAAUGAAUUUGGCGGAUUUACUUCCAAGAGUUGACAUUUCUACGCAAAUAACUGAGGCUUUGCUGAAAGAGAUGUCCGAUAAAGACUGGAAGACUCGAAAUGAAGGUCUCAACAGACUGCAGACGAUUAUAAGUGAAGCACGUCUGAUUAAGCCAACAAUCGGAGACUUGGCGCCAGCUUUGGCAUUACGCUUGUUAGACUCAAAUGCUAAGAUCGCACAGACGGCACUGGCUAUUUGCGAACAGUUAGCCAACGCCAUGGGAUCUGGGUGUAAGAAUCACGUGAGGGUUCUAUUCCCCGGUUUCUUGCAUGCUUUGGGAGACAGCAAAAGUUUUGUUCGAGCAGCUGCUUUGAAUUGCAUUAACUGCUUUGGCGAAAAGGGUGGUUACAAGGAGUUCUUUGAAAAUGAAAUGAUUGCUGAUGCCCUGAAAUCCGGGUCUCCCGUCUUGAAGUCCGAUCUGUGGGCUUGGCUGGCAGAGAGACUACCACAGAUGCCGCCCAAAAGCAUAUCCAAGGACGAGUUGACAUCAAUGAUCCCGCAUUUGUACGCCCACAUUUGCGAUCGCAAUGCAGAUGUUCGCAAAAAUGCAAACGAAGCUGUUUUGGGUGUUAUGAUCCACUUGGGAUUUGAGGUAAUGGUUAAGGCAUUGGACAAACAGAAACCGGCGUCCAAGAAAGACAUACAAGCCGCAUUGGAUAAGGCCAGACCGAAUUUACCGAUUAAACCCUUGCCAAAAGGUAAACAACAGGCACCCAUUAUUGAGGAGACCAAGAAAACCGUCCGCGGUGGUGGAGGUGGAGCUGGGGGAAGCGCUGCUGCCGGAUCACAAAAGGCGGCAGCUAAUAAAACUUCAGCUGCUGCCAAGGGCGCCAAUACAUCCUCAUCGCGCAAGAAGGAGGAAGACGUCGACACUUCUCCACUACUCGCUGUAAACAACACCAAAAAUCAACGACUAAUUGAUGAGCAAAAAAUGAGAGUUCUGAAGUGGACAUUCACUACACCUAGAGAGGAAUUCAUCGAUUUGUUGCGCGAACAGAUGACAACGGCUAAUGUCAACAAGGGGUUAAUGGCCAAUAUGUUUCACGAUGACUUUAGAUACCAUUUGAAGGUUAUUGAAUCGUUGAUGGAGGAUUUGCCCCAAAACCCGAAAGCCCUUAUUUGCAAUUUAGACUUGAUUCUGAAAUGGCUUUCGCUGCGCUUCUAUGAUACCAACCCUUCUGUCCUCAUUAAGGGCCUGGAGUAUUUGCAGCAAGUGUUUGAGACAUUAGUCGAGCAUGAAUAUGUUUUGGCAGAGAAUGAAGGUAGUUCAUUCGUACCACAUCUAUUGUUGAAGCUUGGCGAUCCCAAGGAUGCUGUCCGAAACGGAGUGCGCUCUUUGCUGAGACAAAUAAUUUUGGUCUACCCCUAUGCUAAAGUGUUUGUCUACGUUAUGGAUGGUCUGAAGUCCAAGAACGCUCGCCAACGCACAGAAUGCCUGGAUGAGUUGGGAUAUUUGAUUGAAAACUACACCUUAACGGUGUGCCAACCGUCGCAGCAAGCGGCCCUUAAAGAAAUAGCAAGGCACAUAUCGGAUCGAGACAACAGUGUGCGCAAUGCCGCCUUGAAUUGUGUGGUACAAGCCUACUUCCAAGCUGGGGAGAAGGUCUACAAACUUAUUGGGCAAAUGAACGACAAGGAUCUGUCCAUGUUGGACGAGCGCAUCAAGCGGGCCAAAAAGCCUCAACGAAAAGCUCCCGAAGCCAACGUCAGUGCUAAAUCGAGCCCAGUUGUACAACAGGACAGUAUUGAAAUUGAGGAUCCUUCUCCGAAUGGCUGUGACGAGUUGCCGCCACCAGAGGAGCACAAUCAGAGUUCUGAUUAUGAAGCGAAUGAUGCUAAUAAUUGCUCGUUGGAAGAAAAAGAUGUGCGCGCGACAUCGCUCAUACGACAAGCGACAUUUGAUCAGCCCGUCUCAACGCCAAUGGUUAAUUUGCAACAACAUCACAUACAAAUGCAACCAAAGACAACGGGGCCAUUUGGCUUGGAUCCAAAUAAAAUAGCCGAAAUUGAAGAGAACUGGGUUCGAGUCGAUCAGAUUGAACGAGUGGUGGUGCCAAACGUAGACAUAUCGCUGCUCUUUGAACCCAUUAAAGUACUGCCGACAAAGGAUGGUAUUAAAUAUCCCCAGGAGAAAUUCGAUCAGUUGUUGUCGCGUUCGCGCUACAUGCAACAAACCCAUACCACACCUCCCCCGCCUUCGGCAAUGGGCAGUGGAGGUGGCGGCAUUAUGGCUAAUAAUGUUUCACCCUAUAUGAGUCCCCAGCAACAGCAACAACAAUUUAAUGCCGCCCUCUACCAGCAACAGUCCUUUGGAAAUAAUUCGACCAAUUUGGCCGAUGUUCUGCCAAAGCAUGAUCCACAUUUGAUAAAAAUUAUUAAGGCCACUAGCAGCACAGACACUCUGAAGGCGAGGGCAGCGAUCAAUGAACUCAACGAGAUCAUAGAUUCUCCCGAAAAGCAAGCAGUUUUACGUGACUAUGAGGAGAUCUUCAUACAAAAUGUGCUGGCACAACUAAAGAAUCUUUCCCAAAUUCCUAUCUCAGAGUCGCUGGUUGUUUACCAACCUUUGCUAUCGAUUCUGUACUCAUUCUUCCUCUCCAAAACCUUGGGCAAGACUUUGAGUGUGGCUUGUAUCAAAAAUCUUAUGUCAGUCCUGCUGCAUUUGCUGGCUGAUCAGAAACUAAACACGGGCGAUGACGGUCAAUACAAUAAAGUCAUCAAUGGGAUUUGUGUUAAAGUGCUGGAUAAGUCCAACUUUACAAAUAUGAACUGUGCUUUAAUUCGUUUGCUGCGCGAAACAUGUCCAGAGGCUGGCCUUCCCAAGUUCACGGAUCUCUUGAUGAAAUGUAUAUGGCGCAAUGUCAAAACAUUGCCCGAACGUAGCAAUGAGCUUAACUAUGAUGCCGUUAUGUUGGAGGUACAUGAAUUUAUGUUAGCUUUACCCAGUUCCUGGUGGCAAACGAGGCCCUCAGACACGCCCUUGCGAACCGUUAAAACAAUCAUACACAAUAUGGCUAAGGUAAAGGGCAAUGCCAUCCUGCAACAUCUAAAUCAAAUACCAACACACUCGGAACUACAUGCGUAUCUAAUUAAAAUCCUCAAGAACCUGCAAAAGGAAGGGAAUCUGCCAAGUUCCUCACCCCAACGUUCGAUAUCUUCCAAAGACUUAUUGGCCAAACAGCGUAUUUCCAACCAGGCUCACGAGACCAUGUCCCAGAUAUUCAAGCUCAUAUCCGAUAAAGAGACAAAGCAACAAGGACUGCAGAAAUUAUAUGAGUUUAAGUCCAAGAAUCCAGACAUCGAUGUGUCGGCGUUCCUUAAAGGAGCCAGUCCAAGCUUCCAAAAAUACAUUGAAGAAGGCUUAGCCGAAAUCCAGCGUAGCACAGGCAAUGUAGGCGAUGUCAAUCCAGCGCAAUGCAAUCUUGCAUCGCAAUCAAAUGACAAUCGUUUAGCUCCUCGGUCUUCGUAUCUCACAGAGCCCAACUAUCAAAAUCAACAAUGUCCCGCAAUUAGCGAUAGCACCGGCGCUAAACCUGAUCCCGACUUUUGGAUGGAUAGACUGAAUCAUUUGAGAGCAAAGGCUAACCUGGCCCCUCAUCGAAAUCCCGAUGGUAGUCUCGUCAGCAACUCCCAUUUCCCAAUGAUGGACAAUAAAGUGAUGGAUGAAAAUCUCAGCUUGAAUUCCAUGAAUGCCCAAAAGGUAUCUGUUAUACGAAGAGAUAAACCGGAAAUGUCACCAAAUCGCUUGCAACACAUACAGGCCAAACUGGCCCAAAUAAAGAAGGAAAGCCACACCUAGAUCCAUCCAUCCAUAGAUAUAACCGUAUAUGGCUUAUGACACAUCUACACAUAUAUUGAGUAUACUUCAAUUUUGCUCUUACUAAACAAACGUUGAAAAAAAGAAAAAUUCCACACGUUCCGAAUUGGUCUCUCCAUAAGAUGAUGGGUGGCACAGACACACCCUUUUAUUGCAAAAUCGCACACUUCUAUUUUGGACAAAAAGCCUUUGCGCUCCUCUCUUCUGUUCUUAGUGCACAUAGUUUUGCAAGUGUAUAGCUCAGAAGGAGUAAAACAAAGUACUUUUGUCAAGCCAAUUUACUCCUUGAAUCCAAUACUCAUGGUCGUCGUCAUCAUUCUUAUCAUUGGAAGUAAAUUGGAACAACAACAAUAGCUAUAGAAACUCACACACACACACACACACACACAACACAACUUCAUUGUUAUCCAUCAUUAGCCAUGCAUUACAUAUUAAAACCCCCUGCCCCCGAACGUA